Messenger RNA from Toxoplasma gondii ME49, 7041 nucleotides. Its product is annotated as 3'5'-cyclic nucleotide phosphodiesterase domain-containing protein. The record is from RefSeq and is a predicted model, not a curated record. Gene Ontology annotation, molecular function: 3',5'-cyclic-nucleotide phosphodiesterase activity. The transcript is spliced from 13 exons. Gene Ontology annotation, biological process: signal transduction. Lineage: Eukaryota; Apicomplexa; Conoidasida; Eucoccidiorida; Sarcocystidae. The coding region runs from base 1 to 7041 and encodes 2346 amino acids.
AUGGAAGGAGUAAACUCAUUCCCCCUCAGUGUGGUACCACAUCAGACAGAAUCCAGUGAAUCUCAAGGAGACGCGAUGAAGUGCAUAACAACGCCGUCUUCAACAAGACAACCAAUUGGGCAUUUUGUGGGUGAUGUCACUGCGAUAGAGCGGGGCACAGAGAAAAGGACUGAAAAUCCACAUAAAAAUGGAUCUCAGUACCGCCUCCUGAGGAGCCUUCAGAAACGUUUCAAUAAGGACGAGAUUGCAAAUGCCGAUGAAACUGUCCCUGAAGUUGUUCAGUCGCGCUCUGCUUUCUUUCCUGCCGAAAUGCCAGAAACACACGAGUACCCAGCAGAAUCUGAGAGUCUAGAUUGCAGGAAAACGCGUCCGCUUCAGCCAUACUCGGCCCUGAAGUGUCAGGAUGAAAACAACAGUUCGACCGCCGCUGAGGGGUGGAGAAUCAAAAUCAGAAGAAAAACGGAAAACGGAAAGAGUAGGAAAGAAACCUGCUGGAAGCAUAGGCCACUCCGGAAGAUUCUGCGGGUUAUGCUGCCGGUACCAUUGAGAUUUGAGGAUCCACGCGAUGAAGAAAAAUUCGCUUCAACAAUUCAGCACCAGCUGCAAAGGAACAUCUGGUGGACUGUGAGCAUCCCCGUCUGCUCGCUGGUUCUGGAGUUCGUAAUGACUCGCGUCUCCACACCCCAGUUUGCGCCACUUUUGCAUACUCCACAUCUCCUCUAUACUGUGGGAACGUUCACUCUUGUCAUGGUUUUCACUCUUCUCUUUAUUCUGUCUCACGUUUCUGCCUUUAUCCCUCUUCUCGAAAGCUGCCUCUGCAUCAGUGGAUGCCUGUACACCUUACUUCUCCCUCUUCUCUGCGACCACUAUCGUGUCGCAGCACUCUUAGGCCUCUCACCUCAAGAGACAUGGGGACGAGACAGCUUCUCUGAUGGCCCCGUUCUUAUGGCUUUGACGGCGCUCCUCUUCUCCGUUGCGAUCUUCAUACCAGUCCGUGACAUAUGCCUGUGGCCAGUGUGCCUAGUGGCUGUCGCUUCUUUCCAAGCUGCGACACUUCUCACGGGUGGCGCAGACGGCCUUCGUCCUAGUAUAAUCAACGGCCUUCUUCUUAUGCUCCUCGCCUAUCUCGCGCUCGCUGGGCGUCGUGCACUGGAGCUUCAGCUUCGCCUUCAAUGCCAGGGCAUGAUCCAGGCGCAGGCAUCAGUGGAAGCCCUUCGAGCCCGACUAGCGACCGCGGCUUCGCUGCCUCCACCACCUACGCCACCCACAGCCUUGGAAUCCGUGAUGAACUCCCUAGAGGAUUCGUUGCAACGGAUGGCCAACGUCAAAACCGCUCUCUCCUCUGUGAAAUCUCAAAUUGUUCCCGGUCUCCUUUCAUCAGCCAAUGUCCAACAUUACUCUAGUGUCUCCGCCCAAGCCUCGAAAAGGAAAGGUACCCACCUGGAGAGGCUCUGGUGGCGGAUCGAACGGCCAUCCACCGCGGUUCGAGAGCAGAGCGAGACGAGCGACAGAGACGGGGUCACCGCUGCGAUAUCUCGAUUCCUUCCGUCCAUUCUUUCUUCACAACGAAAGGCGGGCAGCGCCCCAGAGGGCACACAGAGAAAGAGAGGCGGCGACGGGGCAGAAGGAGUGAACCGACCAGCAAAGCAAGACAAUGGCGAAGACGGAAGACGUGAAGCAGAAGGCAGCCGCGUGUCCGGUCUAUGGGGAGUGUGGAUGUGCACCGAAGUGGACCAGGUUAUGCAAGACGUGCAGGAGGUGAAACGCCAGUUAGGAGAUCUCGGCGGUCUGCUCAAAGUCGACAUCAGCGCUGUUUUACGGGCCUCUCUCCCCGAAGAGUCGUGUUCGCCAUCGUGUGCCUCCUCGCCUCCUACCUCUCCGGUAGCAGACGGUGGCCCAGCUCUCCUCAGUUCAGCAACAGCUUCAAAUAGGCGCCCCAUAUUCCUACGUGAUGAAAUGACCACAUUCGCAUGCAAGCAGAACUCUUCUGCGUCGCCCAAUUUUUCUUCCCGCCCUGAAGCGUCAUCGCGUUUCAAUCCCCCGCUGACCCUGUCUGCGCGAGGGAGCUCCGUCUCUGGCUCCGCAGCCGGUCCUGCGACUUCGCAGAGUGCCGACUGCAACGCUCGUUUUGUCGCUGCCUCCUCGGCUGUUCCCGUCCAGUCCGUUUCCGUCUUCGUGCCUGCCAGACAGAAACGUGAGAGGGGAAGGAAUGCGUCCUCGUCAGCCUUUCGUCUCUUUCUUGGGUCGGAGUUGUCAGGCCAUGGACACGCGUCCUUCCAGCCUUCUGCGUCGUCGUUCAGGGCGGCGCUUGACGGCCGACACACUCGCAGCAUCUCCCCACGGGGAACGGAUGUAAACGUGCUCGUGGAUGCCUACGCGACCCUGAGGAAGAAGAAGAAACGGCAGACAUCCAAGACGGACUGGACGAAUGUAAAGACCGCACUCGGCAUGCAACCCUGGCGUAUGGAGGAUCUCCAUGAGCCUGCUUCGCUCUUCUCAUCAAUCGUGCAAGGUGACAGAGAAGGCACCGCCGGGUCCUGGUCUCCCAGCGGGCAAACGAGAACCGCCGCUGGGGGGGAACUCCAAGCGACGAAGAGCGAGGAGACCCAGAAGGAAAGGAUGGACCGCGGAGAGACGUGGGGAGUCGGAGAGAGGGUGACAGAUCAGGAAGACAGAGGCAGAGAGAGCAACAGAGGCGAAGGCCGGACUCGAAGGAGAACGAAAGAGUGUCCACCAGAUGCAAAGAAGAGAGUGAACGCAGAUGACGGAAGCUCGAAAGAUGGCACGUCUGAUACAGAGGUGCAGGACGAGAGCGGCUCCGAGCGGGACAGUCGAAACACAUCAGACGAAAAUGGGAGAAAACUGAAGAGACGAAACUCAACCGCUUCGCAACUUCUUGAGUCCACCGAAGCGGCGUUGAGCUGCCCCAUUCUCCUCGGCCGGGGUGUCACUUCCGCCUCAGAGUCCUCUUCCCCGCCUAACGGCUUGUCUACAGUCCCACAGCAGAGCUCACCCGCCCCCCGUGCACAUCGUGCGUGGACAGUGACACAGGAGGUACGAAAGGACCCUGGAGAUGAAGGGAUGCAACUCGAUGCUCUGGCUCCGAUGUACUUUUACAUUGGGGACGAAGAAGACGACGGAACAGGGAGCAGCUACCGCUCUUUACUUUUGUUAGGAGAGCCGCAGCACCAGGAUGUCUUGCAUUUGCCAGGCAAACAAGUUGCCAGCGCCUCUCGGCCUUCUCGAGGUGUCUCUUCCCCAGAUGGGAUAGAGAGCUCGGCAAGGUCAGGCAACGAGCGAGACAAAGCGAGUCAAGACGCGCGGGUUGCACACAAGUCUCCCGCUCCUUGUGGACUCGGCGCUGAGACGAUGACGUCUUCCUUUGGCCUUUCUUGUCGCCCCUUCCGUUCCUCGUCAGCUCGACUGGGUGGGCCAGGCAGAUGCGGAUCACGUGCGAAUGAAGGGCAGAGAGGACGACAACAGCGCCACCGAGGAAGGGGAAAUGAGAGACACCGAAAGAAGAACGAGGGGAAACUUCGACACUCUCCUGUCAAUCCUGCACCAUCCCUUGAUGCACAAAUGUCCUCUGCGUUUGUGAGCUAUUUUCCGCUCCAGCAUCUGGCGAACCAAUGCGCUCGCGCUCGUUACGCGUCAAAACGAGAGCACCCAUAUCGCCACAAACUGCCAAACAUGUGGGCAACCGACCCCCCAGCUUCAGGUGCUUGCCUCGCCUCACACUUUGCUUCAUGCGACGGUGGAGAGACGGCGAGCGGAGCAACAGACACCACCAACACAGCCAGUGAGGAAGUAGCUAGCGAGGCGACAGAUAGCGAGGAGACAGCCAGCGAUGGGGGGGGUCGAGAGAAAUCUCGUAAGACAGUGGACACGGAGGAGAGGAAGGCGGAGGCCAGAGACCGAGGGACGGCAGCACGGAGAGCCGCAGAUGAAGCGACAGAGGAGCAAGAAGACUGGGGCAGCCCAGAGAUGUCAACACUCUUUCAGAAGAGCUACGUGGCGUCGCAGGAGACAGCAGUACAAAUCGAGCGACUGAAAGAACGGAUCGGCGUUUGUUGGUCUCUGGACCUCGUCCAGCUCCAUGCAUGCACAGGAGGAAGAGCCUUGCAGACGGUUGGGGAAUCCCUCCUUUGUCUCUCGCCGUCUAUUUCAUCCUUCUUCCGACUGUCUGUCCCCACCCCGCACGCGAAGACCGCUCACCGUCGGCCCUCUCUAAGUGCCUUCUGUCCUUCUCCGUUCCAUUCUGCGUCUGUCUCUCCGCUUCUCUGCUCUUUCCUCGAGACGCUGUCGCUGAGUUACCACGCCACGGUCCCCUAUCACAACUCUGUGCAUGGCGCAGACGUCGCCCACAUGCUCAGGUGUCUCCUGCGAAUCCCUAGCCCUAGGACGAGACGGUCCUCGGCUCUCUCAUCUUCGCUCUCGAUUGCUUCUCUUCCAUCUUCGCCUCUACCAGCUGAACGUCAUUCAAGCAGCAGUUCGCUAGCAUUCGGUGGUGAAGGCACACAAGGGGAGUCAUCGCGGACACAGGAACGCCAGCGUCAACUCUUCGCUGGACACACACACAUCAGCGCAAAUAGUGAAGAAGGUUCCGGGACGCUCUGGGGUCUCUUGUCUUCCACACAGAAGGCCGCGUCCAUGAUCGCCGCUCUUGCACACGACGUAGGACACCCAGGAACAACAAACGCUUUCGAGAUGAAUCGAAGAAGCCUUCUCGCUCUGACAUACAAUGACAACUCUGUGCUGGAGCAGUUCCAUUCUUCAGUCGCAUUUUUUCUUCUGCACCAUCACCAUCUCCUCCUUCCGAGCUCGCCACACUGCUCGACGCUUGAGAGAACGAGGAAGCGAAGGUCGGCCAACCAUGAAGCGGCAGCGCCGAGUCGCAAGAACGAAGCAGGAACUCAAAUAUCCAGUCGCGAAGCCUCAGAGGCAGGUAAUCUUGAGUUGGUCGGCGAAGACGCAGCAGAACAAGAACGGGGUGAAUCUGUAUGCGCCGAAUCGCUUUGUGACCGCAUCGAAAGAGAAGAGUAUUAUCGAAACUUCCGCAAAGAAGUCAUCGAGCUCAUUGUCCACACCGACAUGACAAAGCAUUUCUCUCUCCUGGCUCUCUUCAAGGUCAAGCGACAGACUGGUGGACUUGACAUCGUGAACAACGAAGAAGAUCGUUCGAUGCUGCUGAAGAUGCUGUUGAAGGCGGCAGACAUUGGUCACGCGACCAAGGCAUUCGACUUUCACUUCUUCCUCUCUUGUUGCCUUAUUGAAGAGUUUCACAGGCAAGGUGACGAAGAAAAAAAACGCGGAAUGGUCAUCUCGCCACUAUGCGAUCGGCAGCAAGAACUGCGACAAAUCUUCUCCUCGCAAGCCGGCUUCCUUCAGGUAGUGUGUUUGGACUUUUUUUCUGAGCUGGCCGACGUUGCUCGCGACCUCGAGCACGCCCAGACGCUUCAGCUUCAGAGUGCGAGCGCCGGUCCUGAGGGGGCAUCGGGUCCACGGCCGGCCUCUUCCGGCUCUCGUUCGCAUCAGCGUCGGGACUGCGCGGCCUCACGAGCGUCAGGUGAAGAAGGCAGAAACUUCGAAGCAUCCAAAGACCGUCAACUGGUGUCGCGUUCCUUCUCGUCUUCCGCAUCUGUUCCUCGUCUGUCUUCUAGGAAAGGCUUCCGUCGGUGUCUUUCAACUGCUGAGCAGCCUCAGCCGCCGCUGCCCUCACUGACUCCUUCCUCCCCGUGUCGAUUCGCCCUGUCCUCUUCUGCAGCGUACGCUUCUGGUUCCUUGCCCUCUCUCCUGCUGUCGGGAGCACAGAGUGAGGACGCCGGAAACCGGCGAGCACCACCUCGCCUGCAUCCCUUCCGUCCCCUCUCUGGCCGAGGCAAAACCGAGCCCUCUUCGACUGCUUUGGUCCGUGAGGCUCUUCCCCCGCAGGCGGCCUCUGCCGCCGCAGCUGUCUCCUGUGUCUGCCACCAGGCCUCUGUCACUGGAACAUCGGUCUUCAAGAGGCCGUGUGUUGGCGACAUCGGCAGCCCCCCUGGGCUCCAAAGACGCCUGCCAGCCGAGGAGACGAAAGCCGCUGCGGCGGACUCUGCAACGGGGAUCGACCCUGCGUCCGCCGGCGAGAAGCGAAGAGUCUUUUCCUCUGGGGUCAGCCACCCUUUCGCUUUGCCGCAUGGCGGUCCCGAAUCCCGUGGAAGCGAGAAAAGCGGCAAUGCAUGCAUGCGGAGUUUAUCAUCCUUUUUCAGGGGCCCAAAGGCGAGGAAAGAAGACACUGACGACGACGCUCGAGCACGACAAAAAAGAAGUCAGACCUUGCCGUCGUCUCUUUCCUUGGUCUCCGCCUCGCGUUGUAAUGGCGCGCAAGCAUUUGCCAACAGACUGCCAGUCCGACAUUGUCUAGACGCCGAAGAACCAGGUGGAGGCAGAGGAGGACAAGACGCGCCAACUGGUCACCGUCGGAUACUCAGCAGAGGCGGCAGCCUGCCUCCGAACUAUAGAUCCAGCGAGGGCGACCAAGGAGGACCUAAAUCUCAGGGUGACUCAGCAGGCACCAUUGGUGCUCUCAGAGCAGAACCGACACGAACGGGAGAGACGAGCGACGGCAAACUACGAGGAACUGAGGCCGCGACAGGCGCGAAGAACAGAAAUGCGUGGAGUUGCCCGUGCGAAACGGAGGAAUCAGCGGCCACAGAAGGAAGGGAAUCGAAGGACCGAGAAGCGGAAGCAGAAGUCGAGGAGGAAGAGCGGCUGUGUCAGGGGGACUUCUGUGAAUUUUGUAGAAACAACUCUUGGUCCAUCUCAAGAGCAGCGUCUCAGCAUAUCGCUUCCUCCACUGCCUCUGCUCAUUCCUCGUCUCUGCUGGAGGCCUGUGUGACACAGAUUCAGAGAAACAAACAUGCAUGGGAGGCCAUGGCCGAGGAACAGCGCGAGCCCCCAAGGCUCCUCCCAGCAGACCUUCUAUUUGGGCCAUUUCCCCGAGAUGGUGUUGGAGGACUCGUCCGGAGGCACCUCAAACGAUGGUCAACGAUCUCACCCUCCUGA